Molecule: messenger RNA, 492 nt
Organism: Rotaria sp. Silwood2
Lineage: Eukaryota; Metazoa; Rotifera; Eurotatoria; Philodinida; Philodinidae
Source: the annotation of a GenBank genome assembly
AUGGGAGGACAUAAGCAAAAUACAUUGGCACUUAUUGAAUCAUCGAUAACAGUAUCUCCAUCAUCAUCAUCAUCAUCAUCGAGUCGAAUCAGAACAGUUACUCAUCAUGAAUAUUUUGAACCAUAUCCGACUGUUAAAAGUUGGCUGCAAAGUCAAAUAAAUAAUCCUAAACAACGAAUCAAGAAUUAUUUUCUCUCCUAUAUACCAUUUAUCAAUUGGAUUUAUCGAUACAAUUUAACAUGGUUUUGGGGUGACCUUGUUGCUGGUUUGACUGUUGGUGCUAUUGUAAUACCACAAAGUAUGGCCUAUGCUGGAUUGGCUAAAUUAGAACCACAAUUUGGCUUGUAUAGUUCAUUUGUUGGAGUGAUGAUUUAUUGGCUAUUUGCAACUAGCAAGGUGAAUGAAAUAGAGUCAGGUAUCCUUAUUCUUCUGAGAACAAAACCUUUUACUACUUGUUUCAUAACUCAAGUUAUAUAUAUUUUAGAACAGUAA